UGGAGAAUUCAUGUGCUGGAAGGAGAUUUAAGUGGAGAGCGAAGGCAGAGCGGCAGAGAAGGGACUGGGGUGAGAGUGGGAGCUGAAGACUGAGAGAGAAACAGGCAAGGGGGAAAGAGGAGUAAGGGAGCAUCAGAGUCGAGUCUGCUUCUAACCACCGCCUGUCGGAUCUCCCUGAGCUGACGGGCUGCUGCUGCUGCUGACUGGAGACUGGAUCCUUUUGCAGCACACACACCAGAGUUUCCCUGUGGCUAUGCGUUCAGCUUGUAUUAACCUCUGCUGGCUCUGUCACUGGCACACAUGAGCGAAGGUUUGACCAGCUUGGACCUGACUCAACACCCAUGAACCCCUGCCAACUCUGGCAUACCCUCUCAUUAAGGUGCCCAGUUGGACUCUGGAGGCCGAACAGUGAAUUCAUUUAUCUGUUCAGGAAACCAGCUUGAAAUUAUAUGAACGUUGAGAAAUGGCACGUUAUCCUGCUGUAAGCAGCCAUCUGAAAAUGGGUUUACUGUGGUCAUAAAGGAAUGGACAUGGUCAACAACAACACUCAGAUGGGAAAUGCCUCCGAAAUAUUUCAGUUCGUGUCCAGAAUAUCAAAAGAUAAUGACUUCGUCAUGGGAACACUCUACACCAUAUUUGGUGUGUUGUCCGUACUGGGGAAUGGGAUCCUGCUGUUUGUGGCCUAUAGAAAGAAAUCCUCUCUGAAGCCAGCAGAGUUCUUUGUCGUCAAUCUGGCCAUCAGUGACCUGAGCAUGACUAUAACUCUGUUUCCACUGGCCAUUCCCUCAGCCUACGCUCACAUGUGGUUAUUUAACCUGACAACCUGCACUGUCUAUGCCUUUUGUGGUGUUUUGUUUGGCCUGUGCAGUCUGUCCAAUCUCACGGUGCUCUCUUGUGUUUGUUGGCUCAAGGUCUGCUGUCCAAACUAUGGUAACAAAUUCUCAUACUGCCAUGCCUCCCUACUCGUCGCGGGCAUCUGGUGCUACGCCGGAGUGUUUGCCGUGGGUCCACUGUCAGGUUGGGGAGAAUAUGGGGCUGAACCUUAUGGGACUGCGUGCUGCAUCAACUGGCACGCUCCCAACCACAGUUCUGCAGCGAUGAGCUACAUCAUCUGUCUCUUCUUCUUCUGCUACAUUGUUCCCUGUACUGUUAUAUUUCUGUCCUACAUCUUCAUCUUGGUGACAGUGCGAGGCUCUCGGCAGGCCGUGCAGCAGCACAUGUCUCCUCAGAACAAGAUCACCAAUGCACACGCACUUAUAGUUAAGCUUUCCGUGGCAGUUUGCAUUGGUUUCCUCACAGCUUGGAGUCCAUAUGCGGUUGUUUCCAUGUGGGCAGCCUUUGGGAAAGCAACAGAUGUACCACCAAUGGCUUUUGCUUUGGCAGCCAUUUUUGCCAAGUCCUCCACCCUUUACAAUCCCAUUGUCUAUCUGGUCUUCAAGCCCAAUUUCCGCAAGUCUCUGUGUCGGGAUGUAGCUCACUGCAGAAGCACAUUCUGCAGAUGUUUUUGUCAACACAGCUCUGCACAGAAGGGAACUUGCAGGCAAUCUCAUCACAUUGACGAGUGCAACUCUACAAGGUUGUCUAACGGACUGCCAGAGAACCACCGGACCUGCAGACAUUGUCCUUGCACUGAAACAGUCUCCGGUGCCAAGGAAAAUUUCACAGAUUACAGUCCUCAACAGACUGCCAGAAUACUGAAAGGAUCUGUGCAAACCGAGGUCGCUGUCAGUCAGCUCUCCAAUGAGCUGCAGAGUGACUUUCUUUAAAGAGAGAAAAACGCCGCCUCAAAGACAAAAGCUGCCACAAGAAACCAGCAACAAAAAACUGCAAGACGUUGGAUUAAAAAGAAAAAGGCUAGUUGCAAUUUCAGGAAUAGUCACAGGCUCAAGACGUACUUACUGAUGAAAAAGACUAUUAUUCAGUAUUAUUCUUGAGUUUGAAGCUUGUUCUAUGCCUCAAAUAUUUAAUACUGCCAAUACAAAUAAAUUAUAUAAAAAAAAUAAAUAAAUCAAGAUUUGAUCAUGCAGUUAGAUGCAAAUACAGUAAAAUAAGCAAGCCAACCAGUUCAGAUGAUUUGUCAGGUCAAAGUUACAAGCAUCAACUAUUUUAUUGCUCUGAACAAUCAACAUCUAGGAAACAAGACUGAAGAGUAAAAAUGCAAAAUCAAUUUACGCUGGAUUUAGAGGGAGGAACUGAUACUGAAACUGACUACUCCCUAAUCAACCCUUUAUGUGUUUUUACAAGUACUGUACAUUAUGAGAUAUUUGUAUUUAUUAAUGCAUGCCUCAAACUGAAGGACAACAGGGUUGCUGCUCAUAUCUAAAAGUAAGUAAAUAUUGUGUCCCGAUUGCUGUGGGAGAACAACGUUUUAGAGGCCUCAAUUAAUUUGCCUACAAUUUGCCGAACUUGAGGUUCACCUUUUAAAAAUAGGUUCAUCAGUUAAAUAAAUAUUAUAAUUUGUGAAAUAAAAUUAGAUCUUCUGGCACCAAAGCCAGGAAAAAUGCAUAAUGAAUGGAUUACCCAAUUAGUUGUCUCAUUCUAAAAAAAAAAAAAAAAAGAAAAUCACAAAAGUAAUUAAACUAACAGGCUUGUGCAGAUUUUAUAAAUGUUUUUUUUGUUUUUCUUACAUAUUAGCACCUUUCCAACUGACAGAAGAGAGAUUCAAAUGACAAAAGAAGUUUUGUACUAAAAUAGGGUUAACUGUUGGUCAGACUGGGUCCAUGAUAGAGACAAGUUCAGGAGAAACAAAAGCACACCUAAAAUAUUUUUAGAAUGGUGAUUACAAGCACUACAAUUUACAAUUUAGCAAUUUACAACUGAGAGGCACACUUCACAAUAAGACUCAUUCAACUCUGGGAAUCCAAACUAGUUUUCUUCAUAAUCCGUAAGAUGACUGGACAUCCUCAUGCUGCUUGUGUGUUAAACAUCUAAACAGAAGGCACAUUCAAGCAUCUGAACAUUGCACUUAAGAUGAACCAGGCUUGUGAAAAUCCACAAUUCUCUUCUUGAUAUUGUACUUGCGUUAUUUCUUUUGAAUUCGUCCUUAUUCAUGAAGUGAAUGAAGUUGUUUGUUUGAGAUGCUACCUCAAAAUAAAAUUACAAUUGAACCCUCCAAUUAACUCUGCCAUUAGUCAGUUAGCAAAUGAAAAUAAUUUUAUCCAUUCUAACUGAGCUAGAACGGGUUUUGCUGUUUAGUCUUCAUCACUCACAAGAUCAGCAAAAAAAUAAUAAAUCCACAUUCAUAAUGUGUAAUUACUUUGAGAAAAAAAAUAUUUCUGUUAUUUUCCCCUUGAGAAAAAAAAAAUUACAUUCAAGAGGGUGCUGGUUGAUUUAAUUAAUACAAAACAGGAGAAAACGUCUAUGCUUGUGCAUGAAUAUGGAUAUAUUGUCUUCACUGCUUCUCUUGCCAACUAUUAAAAAAAAAGUUGGUAACAUGAGACAUAAAAGGCUGACUCAGCAGAUACCAACAUUAUCCGAAUAAAAGUGCUCACUGAGCAUGGCUGAGCACUGUCUGCCUAACAGGCAGUUUUGUUCUUUUCUCCUGGCAGCAAAGGUCAUCAACGGAAGUCAAAAAAGACAUGCAAUGUACAAGAUGAAUUAGAUCUGCUUGAGUGUGUGUUUUUGUUGACUGGCGUAGCUUCUGUGAUAUCUUUACUCAUUAUGCAGGGAAGGCUCCGGCUCUUUCUAGUUUUCACAAAUUACCUGACAACAGAAGCAGCUCAUAUUUGAUGUUUGCUGUUUCACAUGAUCACCUUAUAUUCUGCUUGAGGUGACAUAACAAUCAAGUGACAUGUUGCAGGUAAUCUCGUGAAAUGAUCUCAACUCCCUAAUGACUCAGUAAGAGGUGAAAUCUAACAAAUUCAACAAUAAAAUAAAAUUAAAAAGAAAAAGAAAAAAUCAGCAGUAAAAAUACACCGCCCUCUGGCUGCUUUAUAUUUUUAUUUUUAUAGUUUUUACAUUUAGCCAUGGGUUUGCGAGAGGCCUGUUAUUGAAGGGCUACUGUCUAGCUAAGGCUAUGACUACACAUAGCCUGGGGUACAUACUCAACACAUACAUAGAAAAUACAACAAACCUAUCCCUAAGUUACUUUUUGAGAAAUAAAGUGGAGAGCAUGUUCAACCCACAGAAAAAUGGUAGUGGGAAAAAAAUCCUAAGAAUCCAAGAAAACUGCUCUGUUUGUAUUUGCCAUCCCGUUUCCUAUUAGUCCAAAUUAACUCAGCUGGUUUAGUGCAAGUUGAUGGUGUAUAAGAAGGAUUUUCAUUACCGAGGUAAAGACCCAUGCAAAAGGCUCUAUAAGAUUGCUUACAGAGGUAUUAUUAAACUUAGAAAUUUGCCAGUGACCACAGUCCAUGACACUGAAGAGGAAACAAUAAAACUUCAACAUAAACCAAUCUUAACCAAGUGUUCCUCACUAGAUUUCUGACAAAGAAGUCAACAAACUAAUCAGAAGAGUUCAAAAUAAUCAGGUGCUGAAGGGCAAUCAUGAAGAGCUUCAGAGAGAUCUGGAAUUAGCAAGUACAGUUUUUCUCUUUAAGUAAUUCACUAAAUCACAAAGAUUUCUUUGCACAGCUACUGCACAAGACUCCCCCUCAAGAAAAAGUUUUUUUUUAAAGCUGUUAAGGGUUUGCUCUAAACCUUUUAUACAACCCGUGAAACAGUGGGUUAAUCUAGCCUUGUUGGUUGAGAAAAAAAUUAAAGUCUUUGAAUGUAAUUGUUUUUGUCACCAUGUUGGAAGGAGAAAACGCAUAACACCUCACGCCAAAAACACCAUACAAAAGGUGAAACUUGACGGGAGCAUCAUUUCCUUGGAUUAUUUCAAUUUUACCACUUGAUGUGAUUGAAUGAUCUGGCUUUAAAAAGUACAUAUGUAUAUAAGACAAUGAUUCCAAAAACAUAAAGACACAAUAAUUGGGUUAAGAGAACAAAAUCAAGGUUGUUAAAAUGUCCCAGUUAAUCUCUUGCUUAAAGGGAGUGUAUUAUGCAAAAUCAACUGUUUAGAGCUUUAUAUGAUGUUACAAUGUCAUUCCCUCAUCAAACACAUAACCAGACUGUUGCUCAUUUAUGCAUGUCUAAGAAAACCUUGAAUCUCGAGUGGCAGCCAAUUGGCGGAGCCUUAACGCCUGCUCAUGCAAUGCGCUUGUUCUUUUAGUUCUUCCCCCAAAGCUCCACCCUGGAGUUUCAGUCCACAGCUGAGCUCCACGGCUCCACCAGACUAGCGAUGGCAGUGAACAGCGAGCACCUGGUGGAACUGUGAGUCUGCUGAACUAAUCACACAAACUACAAUGUUCUUAAGUAUGGCUGUAAACAGCAUCAAUGGACGGCAUGGGGAAGCUUUCUUUGGAUGACGUACUGAAAGGGGGGUUCUUAAAGGAACAGAGGCAAAUUUCAAGGUGUCAGAAUCGGCUUUGACAUGAAGUCAAAUUUCUGAAGUUGUUCUCAAAUUAUUUUUAAUAUAUUCAGAAUUUUUAUAACAAUUGAAUGUAACUGAUUGUGCCAUAAAGUGGCUCUACGUGUCUGAAAAAUAUAUAAUACCCCCCAUUUAAAUUAAAUUUGAAAAUCUUGUGAAAGAACUGAAUCAAGCAGUUUAGACACGUUUCUCUGAACCUGAAAGAUUUGGAGACAGUUGGUUUUGAAAAAUCGGUUGCAUCACAAUAAUGCAUGUUACUGGUUUCACCAUAAAAAAACAGAUCUCAUCAUGAUGCACUUUUCUAAUUAUAACAAAAUAAGUAAGGUGUUUAAUCCCAAUUCUUUAUAUAACUCCACUUACUUUUUUGACUUUUUGAUUUGUUUGUUUCUGAGUAACUUGGGUUGUGACUGAUAUAUGGUCAAUAGGAACAUUAGAGACUGGGAAAAACAAUGCAUGAAAUUCAUCUUUCUGUAGGUGUUUGUCCAUUUAUUUGGACACUGAAAUGUAACUAUAAGUACAAAUUUCUGGUAACUCAAAAUGUUCAUUUCUACCUCUUUACUUUCAAAGUGGAGGACAUAGACUAAUGCUGCUAUGACAACUUUUAAAAGUUGUUAUAGUGUGUCUUAAAACAAAAUAAACAGAUGUGCUGAAAGUGUUUUUGUUAUAUUUUAUGACUAUAUAUUUUUAACAACUUUUCAGUGAAUCUAAUUCACAGUAAAGCCUAUGAUUUUUUUCUAUCAGUAAAUACGGUUGAUGAUUGUAGUGGUUUUAGUAAAACAUGUCCACAAACAUAACCUUUAGUAGCAUAACAUGGACCUACCCUAACAUAAAUUAUUGCUGCAUCCAAAAGUAGACUUGGAGCAACACUCUGCAACUCUUUACAUUAGAAACAACUGUGUUUUGUAUGAAUGCCUACUUCAAACCCUCAAUGUGGCAUAUCCCCAGGCAGGCUUUUGCUUCCUAACCCCUUAACUAAAGUCAAUAUACUUAGUCAUAAGUUUGUGAAUGCUAUGUUAAAAGAAACUGUGACAGAAGAAUAAAGGCCAACGAGCAUCUGUGGUCUUUAAACCAAACGAGUUUAUUCUAUGAGUUUUCUACUGACAGCAGAGACUUGUGGGGCUUGAGUGUGAAUCCUUUAACACUGAGCUGUGAGAUAAAGUGAACGAUGCCUCAGGCUGUCUGUAGCCUGAGUUUAUUUCACCUGACACGUGUAGCUUCAUGUGAAAAUCUUGUAUUCGUAAAAACGUUUUUAAAAAAGAAGAAAAAAGAAACACCAUUUGCAAAGUGAAGUUUUUCUAAAGCUUUUAUAAAGAUGCUGCUGAAAGUCCAUUCAUCUACAGCUUUUACUUUUACUACAUUGCAUAUUGAUCAACUCCUACAUGUGCAGGGUGGCAUCUCAUUACUUUAUCUUGUUCUGUAACCUUCAGAAUAAAGUGGAUAAAAAAAGAAUAAUUAAAGCGUGGCUUGGUAUGGUAUUCAUUUCCAGAAAAAAAAAAAAAAAAAAACUUAAUGAUUGUACUUCUGUGAUGUUUUCACACCGAUGGUGGUUUGUUUGUUGCUAGGACAUUACAAAAGAAGGAAACGAUUGUUAAGACUUGAGGAUCAAUGAAGACAUUUAAAGGUAAGUCUGCAGCAACCAAAGGUUACAGUCACUUUCAGACUCUCCGUCAAAGACAAAAUGCUGUUUUCAACGCUCAUAUUUUUCUACCAAUAUGCAGAUGAACAUGAGAAGAAUAUACAUAUCAGAGACUCGGCUUCAAGCCAUGAGCUGAGAUGGUUUGUUUGGCCCUACAUUUUGUGGGCAAAGAUGGACACUGAAACCAGGAAAUGCAACUGUGAAAAUCUGCUUCUGAUGUCUCUUUUCUACUGUUUUCUUCUUCAAUAUUAAAUGCUACAACUCCCUUUGUGUUUAUUCUGCAUCAUGAGCCAUUCCCUCCUGGGUCAUGUACACUGGCUUUACUCAUAAAGAUAAUAUAGUGUACAUACUGUAUAGGGCUGCAUGUGUGAAUAUAAGUGUGUAUAUACAGUAUGUGUUUGUAAAGAUGCCAUCUAUAGAUAAAAUACCAUUCAUGAAUAUCAGCCAAAUUGUAUAAAUAAGAAGAAAAAUGUCUCUUCCAGUGUCUUGAAAUGGGGAUGAAGGUUUUUUAUUUAUUUUUAUGUAGUUUGAGCUUUAGCAGAGUCACAUUCAAAGUGUUUCCAUAAAUGUCUGUCAUUAAGAGAUUGUGGUGCGUGUAAGCUGUCGGAUUAGUAGGUUUGUUCUCUGCAGCUGGGUCUAUUUUACUUAAGCUUGUCUAAAAUUUCCAUGAGACUGCUAAGACGAUGCCUCCAUAAAUGGAGCCAAAUGGCAUAUUUGUAUAAGACUCUCUGUCGGACAAGUCUUACAUAAAUAUGCCGUAAUUGGUCAGUUCCAAAGCUUUUGGUAUGCCCAACCCAUUGUUACACAUCAGGUGCCCACAUGUUGUAGUGUAAAUGUACUAUAUUGAGAUAGAAACACUUCUAAAUAACACAAGCAAUGCUACAGAUGUCAUUGUCUUUUAUUGGGAUUUUAAGUGACAUACAAACACUAAACAGUGUCUGAUUCUGAAUUAAAAGGAACAUGAUGAUGUGUGGCUUGCAUUUUAAUUUCGCCUCACUGAGUUUUUACUAGAAUUAUAUCCAUUACAGGGCCUCACUGUGGUACAGCAGUUCCCUCGAAUACUGAGGCUGUCAGUCCAUCUGUGGCUUGAUUAAAAACAAAAGAAGCUUUCCUUCAUGUCUUUGCCAUUCUCUCUCUGCCCAUUAUUUGCCUGUAACUCUGUAAAUGAAUGCCACUAGUGCCACAAUAUACAGUAUUUAGAAAAUGUUAUCAAUUACAACUCUGUGCUUUUAAGAAAUGUCUCUGUCAGCUUUCUCAUCUAAAGAUGAUCAUUUGCUACCAUGAGUGUUUUUAGUUUUGUCACAGAUUCUGAAUUGAUUUGGACUUUGUUUGAACCCUUAAAACAUAUACAUAAAUGUG
Xiphophorus couchianus (Monterrey platyfish) is the source of this 8402-nucleotide messenger RNA. RefSeq names its product opsin 7, group member b (gene opn7b). The record is from RefSeq and is a predicted model, not a curated record. Gene Ontology annotation, molecular function: G protein-coupled receptor activity. Gene Ontology annotation, biological process: G protein-coupled receptor signaling pathway. NCBI's taxonomy places the organism in Eukaryota, Metazoa, Chordata, Actinopteri, Cyprinodontiformes, Poeciliidae. Gene Ontology annotation, cellular component: membrane. The transcript is spliced from 7 exons. Bases 525 to 1766 code for a protein of 413 amino acids.